AGGGGUGCGCGAGUGCGCGAGCACGCUUAAAAGCCUCAGCGCGUUUUACCGCAGUAUCACUGGACUACCCGUGCGCGCUGCGACACUCCGUCCGGUUUUAAGGGGGGAGAAAAAAACGUUCGUUCCUCACUGAGCCACGCGCAUUUUGUUUCAUUUCAUUUUAACCACAACAGGCUGAGGGCACACCAUCUUUCCAAAGCACCUGUUCAGGUCGCCGACAUUUUUUUCUUUUUUCUUACCAUUCACCAGGGCCGGACGGAUUGCCUCAGGGCGCGCGGUGUUCCGUUAUACGGUGCCGUCUCACAUUUCAUCUCCGUCAGUUCCGUUAUUUGUCCAUCCGCCGCGAAUCGUAGCGAGUAGACCUGACCAGAACCAUGGCCAAGGAAGACGACGAGAGGAAACCAAAAUCAGCACCAUGGACGGAGUUCUUCUGGAACCCCCGGACGCACGAAGUGAUGGGGAGGACAGCAAGCAGCUGGGGCUUGAUUAUUCUCUUCUACCUGGUGUUCUACACAUUCCUGGCAGGGAUGUUCGUGCUCACCAUGUACGUGAUGUUAUGCACCAUUGACGAGUACAAGCCCACCUAUCAGGAUCGUCUGGCCAUUCCAGGAUUGAUGAUCCGACCAAAAGGAGAGCUGAUGGAAAUUAUCUAUAACAUAGAGGACACUGAGAGCUGGGAUAAAUAUAUCCAGAAACUGGACAACUUCUUGGCCCCCUACAACGACUCUGUACAAGCACAGAAAAACGACGUCUGCACCCCGGACAGCUUCUUCUACCAGGAGGACAGUGGCGAGGUGCGCAACAACCCCAAGCGCUCCUGCCAGUUCAACCGCACCAUGCUGGGGAGCUGCUCAGGCCUCGGCUCAGAGUCAGACGUCCGCACCUACGGUUACGGAACUGGCCAGCCCUGCAUAUUUAUCAAGCUCAACCGGGUCAUCGGAAUGCUGCCAGGGAAAGGUCAAGCUCCUUACGUCUCUUGUGGUCCUAAGAUGUACAAAAUUGGACCGGAUGAGUGGAACCAGGACACUGAUAAGAUUGGUGAGCUGGAGUACUUCCCCACCAACGGCAGCUACAAUUUCAUGUACUACCCUUUCUAUGGCAUCAGGGCACAGGUGAAUUAUUCCCAGCCGCUGGUGGCUGUUAAGUUUACUAACAUCACCUACAACACGGAUGUGAAUGUGGAAUGCAAGAUCAUCUCAGACACCAUCACCGAGUACAGUGAAAGGGACAAGUUCGCCGGACGUGUCUCUUUCAGGCUGAGAAUCAACAAGAACAUCUAAAGCGCCAGUACCUGCCAACCAAACACGUGUGCACAGCACACACACACACACACUCACACUCAUACACAAACUCAGUACACAAACACACACACA
Messenger RNA from Clupea harengus (Atlantic herring), 1373 nucleotides. RefSeq names its product ATPase Na+/K+ transporting subunit beta 2a (gene atp1b2a). Lineage: Eukaryota; Metazoa; Chordata; Actinopteri; Clupeiformes; Clupeidae. Gene Ontology annotation, biological process: potassium ion import across plasma membrane; intracellular sodium ion homeostasis; intracellular potassium ion homeostasis. The record is from RefSeq and is a predicted model, not a curated record. Gene Ontology annotation, molecular function: ATPase activator activity. Gene Ontology annotation, cellular component: sodium:potassium-exchanging ATPase complex.